Messenger RNA from Pseudozyma flocculosa PF-1, 2382 nucleotides. RefSeq lists its product as uncharacterized. The record is from RefSeq and is a predicted model, not a curated record. The coding region runs from base 1 to 2382 and encodes 793 amino acids. Lineage: Eukaryota; Fungi; Basidiomycota; Ustilaginomycetes; Ustilaginales; Ustilaginaceae. Gene Ontology annotation, cellular component: intracellular anatomical structure; spliceosomal complex. Gene Ontology annotation, molecular function: RNA helicase activity; RNA binding; ATP binding. The transcript is spliced from 2 exons.
AUGGCCGGCGCAGACAGCCAGAAGAACGGCGACAACCGCCCCUCCAAGAGGACAAAGAUGGACGGUGAAUCGUCGGCCUCGGCAUCGCCCGCAGCACCCGGCCCGCCGCCCACCAUGCCCACCGAGAACCCCUACCUGGCCCACCUGCCUCCUAGCGAGCGGUUCACGUCCAACGGCGCCGCAAAUGCCGCCAGCUCGUCCGACCCGCUGGCCGGCUUCGUCCCGAGACAGGUCACGGGCAAGCAGGCGAGGGCCGUCAUGGAGGGCGACGUCAACCCCUUUGCCGCCACCCCGCGCCCCUAUAGCCAAAAGUACCGCGACAUCCUCGCCAAGCGCAAGGAGCUGCCCGUCUACGCCCAGAUGGACGAGUUUUACGAAAAGUUCAACCAGAACCAGAUCAUGGUCAUGAUCGGCGAGACGGGCUCCGGCAAGACGACGCAGAUCCCGCAGUUUGUCGCCUACUCGGACCUGCCGCACACGCGCAAGGAAAAGGGCGCCGACGGCAUCCUGGCGCCGCGCAUGAUCGCCUGCACCCAGCCCAGGAGGGUGGCCGCCAUGAGCGUGGCCAAGCGCGUGGCCGAGGAGAUGGACGUGUCGCUGGGCAAGGAGGUCGGCUACACGAUCCGGUUCGAGGACGCCACCGACCGCCGGACGACGUUCCUCAAGUACAUGACCGACGGUAUGCUGCUGCGCGAGGCCAUGAACGACCACAACCUCGAGCGCUACAGCGCCAUCAUCCUCGACGAGGCGCACGAGCGCACCCUGGCCACCGACAUCCUCAUGGGCCUGCUCAAGGAGGUCGUCCAGCGCCGGUCCGACCUCAAGCUGAUUGUGAUGAGCGCCACUCUCGACGCGCUCAAGUUCCAAAAGUACUUUAACGACGCCCCGCUGCUCAAGGUGCCCGGCCGCACGUUCCCCGUCGAGACGUUCUACACGCCCGAGCCGGAGCCCGACUACCUCGAGGCCGCCAUCCGCACCGUCAUCAUGAUCCACCAGGCCGAGGACGAGGGCGACAUCCUCGUCUUCCUCACCGGCGAGGAGGAGAUCGAGGACGCGUGCAAAAAGAUCAAGGCCGAAGCCGACGACCUCGCCGCCAGCAACCCGGACCUCUGCGGGCCGCUCAAGGUCGUCCCGCUCUACUCGUCGCUGCCGCCCGCCCAGCAGCAGCGCAUCUUUGAACCAGCGCCCGAGCGCAUCACGCCCAACGGCCCGCCCGGCCGCAAGGUCGUCAUCAGCACCAACAUCGCCGAGACGUCGCUCACCAUCGACGGCAUCGUCUACGUCGUCGACCCGGGAUUCAGCAAGCAGAAGGUCUACAACCCGCGCAUCCGCGUCGAGUCGCUCCUCGUCAGCCCCAUCUCCAAGGCGUCGGCCCAGCAGCGCGCCGGACGCGCCGGACGCACCCGGCCGGGCAAGUGCUUCCGCCUUUAUACCGAAAAGGACUGGGCCAACGAGCUCAUCGAGCAGAGCUACCCCGAGAUCCUCCGCAGCAACCUCGCCAACACCGUCCUCGAGCUCAAGAAGCUCGGCAUCGACAACCUCGUCACCUUCGACUACAUGGACCCGCCGGCGCCCGAGACCAUCAUGCGCGCCCUCGAGCUGCUCAACUACCUCGCCGCCUUUGACGACGACGGCAACCUCACGCCCCUCGGCACCAUCAUGGCCGAGUUCCCCCUCGACCCGCAGCUCGCCAAGAUGCUCAUCGUCAGCCCCGAGUUCAAGUGCUCCAACGAGAUCCUCACCAUCGCCGCCAUGCUCUCGGUGCCCAACGUCUUUGUCCGCCCCAACUCGCAAAAGCAGCAGGCCGACGCCGCCCGCGCCGAGUUUGCCCACCCGGACGGAGACCACCUCACCCUGCUCAACGUCUACCACGCCUACAAGACCAACUGCCCCGACAACAAGACGGCAUCCGACUGGUGCUGGCAAAACUACCUCUCCUACCGCGCCCUCAUGCAGGCCGACAACGUCCGCUCCCAGCUACAGAGGACCAUGGAGCGCUUCGACCUCGACCUCGUCUCGACGCCCUUCGAGGACAAGCGCUACUACACCAACAUCCGCCAGGCCAUCGCCUGCGGCUUCUUUAUGCAGGUCGCCCACAAGUCCGGCGGAAAGGGCACCUACCAGACCAUCAAGGACAACCAGCUCGUCUCGCCCCACCCGUCUACCACCCUCGACCACACGCCCGAGUUUGUCCUCUACCACGAGUUUGUCCUCACGACGCGCAACUACAUCCGCACCAUCACCGAGGUCCGACCAGAGUGGCUUCUCGAGUUCGCGCCGGCGUACUAUGACCCGUCGAACAUGGAGGGCGAGGUAAAACGCAUCAUGGCGGGCAUCCAGGGCAAGAAGGCCAAGGGUCCAGCAGCCGGGCGGAGGAAGUGA